UGUAAUUUAUAAAAAAAACUUUAAAGAAAACUUGUAAAAAGAAAAGAGAGAGAGAAAACUGCGAGGGUGAGGAGUGCAGCAGCAGCAGUAAACCGCUCUUGGCAGAGGCCACUGCGCAGUGGUUUACUAAUACACACGUGUGGUGACGUGUGCACGGGUGUGCAUUCCUGUGCGGCCCUGUGCAGUCUCCCUCUGAGGGUUUGGGUGUGUUGCUUUCAUGAGUCCUGCUGUAACACAUUCGAGCACAUUCGCCAGCACUGCAUCUGUGUAGGCUGUGCUCACGCCCGCGUGUGCUGCGUUACGAGGGCGCUGGAGGUCACGCCUGUCUCGAGGAUCUCACCCAUCCCUUGUAUCUCCACACACACUGCUGUAUAGUGCUCUGGUGUGGACUGCAGCUCCCGGAGUGCUCCUCCGUGCUCCCCCGUGCUGGGAACGCUGGUGCUGAGGCCUCCCUUGGCGUGCAUUAGCGCCUCAGCGUCUGCGUGGGCCAGCGGAAGGAGAUCCUGGGGCGCUGCUUCCCAGGGAACCUUCUCUCCUGUGGCGGCCUUGGCGUCUGGACAGCUGAGGAGGGAGGCCUCAGGGUGGAGUCGGGCUCUGCCUCCGUGAACGGUGCGGCUGGCCCUGCGGAGCCGAUUUCCUGACUGUUACACGGGAGUUCCUGGAGUCACACGGCCCUCGCCUCAGAGCCUUGCUGCCUCCGGGAGGAACCUCACCUUGCAGCCUGUCUCUUAUGUGUGCAGAACUCGGUGACGCAAGAUGUCCCGGUGCGCCGGGGUGCGGGGACUAAGAGGCUGCGGCUCCCUCAGGAAAACAACUAUCUCUCGGGCGGCAACACCUCCGCACUGCUUUCUUCGAGUCCGAACACGGCAAACACGGCGGAACGCCUCUCUGUGCCGCUCCAGAUCCGGGGCCUGCGAAGGCUCCCCGCGACGGUUGACAGCCCGGCACCACCUGCCCAGGGAAGGAGGUGCAGGGCUCCAGCGAGCGCGCUUGUGCAGCCAGACCACCCACUUCAUCGGGAAAGCUUGGCACAGUGCUUGAGUGACUGCAGGUGGGUGAGCUGCAGGUGCAUCCCCUGGCCAGAACAGCCUCGGACAGCAGGACAGCCGUGUGUAUUGCCCACGUCUGCCCUAGCAUUUCGAUUCCAGCUGCGAGGCUAGAACAACGUUUUCACGCGCACCUGUGAAUAGAUCUGUGUUGGGCGCAUUGGCACGGCAGCCACCGAGGCUCGGUGCCCUCGCCGGCCUUGGUCCCGGACACCGAUCUGCUCACGACGCACGGCAGCUCUGCUCGGGCCUGUGCGGAGCAGGGCCGUGUCCAUCGUCGGCUUUGUGGUACGCCCGCAUCAGCUCCGCUGCAGGCCUUGGGGUAGGGCUUUCAUAGGAUCGCGUGCGGUGCUCCGCUGGGCCCCGCGCGUGCAGAGCUCUUCUCGCAGGUCCUUGUGUGCUCUGUGCACGCCGAGGUCCUUCACCGCAGUGGUGUGGUCCCGCUGUGCUCUUCCCUCCGGCAUGUCUCUGUGGUCUGCAUUUGAGAACAUGCUCAAUUGUCCACUUCCCGGUGCAUCCUCGCACUCUCCUUCCCGUACAUUCCCAUGCGUGUGCUGUAGCUUUACAGCCGUUACCCAGGCCGCCACGUUCCGAUGAACUAGUAAAUACACAGACAGGCCGACAGCAGGACCCGGUGAGCGUGUUGCCUCCUGCAACACGGAAUCCAGGCCCGCUCUUUAUCCAUAUUUCCGUGUGGCCUGCCAUCGGCUGCUCUCACGUGGACUGCUGUUCUGGGACACACAUGUACUAGACAGACAUGCUGAAUAAUAUUCAUUGCUCUGUUUCUGCACAGCAACUUCCAAAUCCAAGUGCCUUGCUCCGGCAAGAGUCUCCGACUUUGGAAACCUACGGUGGCCUCUGCAGUUCGUCUGUGUUCAGUGUGUCGGCAAUACAACCAUACCUGAUCACAGCUGGGCUUGGGGUCCUACACUUUUCUUCCAUUCGUACUGAGCGUGUCCAGCCAUUGCCCGGCUCUGCUUCCAGAGCUUCCGGUCUAGAUCAGAAGCUUCCGAGCUGCACCCCCACCUGCCAAGCUGUGACUGCUCUGUUCGCACUGCAGCAGCAGCACACCCGCAAAGACUAUUGUGGAAGGCUUCACACUGCUGCCCACACUGGCUCGCACCUCUAAUCCCAGCGCUGGCGAGGCAGAGGCAAGUGUGUCUCCGGGUUGAGGGCCAGCCUGGUCCAAAACAGCCAGGGCUGCAGGGAAAAAAGAAAGGAGAGAGAGGGAGAGAGAGAGAGAGAGAGAGAGAGAGAGAGAGAGAGAGAGAGGCUUGUGCAGUGCUCUGCUAGCAUACUCGUGUGCAGCGGCCUUCAGGAUAUGCUGCGUAGCCACACGAAUCACCGUGAUCCAGAGGAUGGGGACAGGUCAGCGAAAGCCUGGAGACUCAGCUGGCCUGCCCGAGAAGCUCUCUGGAGCAUCUGCCUAUGCGAAGUCCAGUGUCGAAGGACCCAGAUCAGCUCGGCGAUGUCGGUCCGAGAAGGGAUGUCUCACGGUCUGUGGGCUUCUAUGUCUCUCUCCCCCCAGAGUCCACUCACGGAGGUUCUCAGCUGGCCAAAGUCACACCCCACACACGAGAGAGAAAAACACCACGUGACUCAACUGAGCCUUCAAAGGAAUCAGAACCCCCUCUUCAAUCCCGUGUGCGUCCGUGGGGGGCUUCCUGGAAGGCUGAGGUGGUGUGUGCGCCUUGUCUGUGUUCACCUGCCCUCGGCAUUCCUGCUGCUGCUCUAUGAGAAUAUUAGGCCCAGCCACUCUACAAUUUCAAAUCCACGCGCACGUCUCUGCUUGUCUUCUCCUGUGUGUGGCUGUACUAGCACACACGUGUUCACUGAGGAGCUCACUCCGUGUGCUGCUGUACCUGGACCCCAGUGCGGAUGCUGUUCCUUGACAACCAGAUGCUCUGCAGUGCUCGUGAAUUAUAGGGACAUGCGAAACCGGGACGCCGACAUUAACCACCCCGCUGCUGCCUGGACCUGCGGCGCCCAGCUGCGCUGCUGUGGCCAUGUUCCCACACGUGCUGCUGGCCUCCGAGUGAGCGCUCCCUUCUGGCACAGUCCAGCUUUGUGUGGUGCAGCUGCCCUUGCUGCUGUGCCUUACUCCCAUUUGCAGUCCGUCUUUGUCCAUCCACCUGGGCGCACUGCUCUCCUCCUCCAAAAGUGUGCGCAGCUGCUCCAGCUCAGGCCUGUGCAGAGCUGCGCGCCCGCCUGCUCGGUUGUAAAUGCACAUGAGGACACUGAGGAGGCAGUCCAGUGGUGUUUGCAGAGGUGGCGCUGUGUAGCUCGUGCUAACCGCUGUGGCGCAGCGCUCUGCCGGCCAGCAGCGCACAGUGACGUGACAGCGCUUCCUUGUGAACUUGUCCUUCCACACAUGCUGCUUUGUUUGUAUUCUGUGCAUUGCAGUUCACCGACAACCAACCACAUGUUCUGAUUGCAAAUACACAGACACGCUGAUACUGUUCUGCCCAGUUCACAAACCCCAAAAGACCAGGAAUAAACAGACUCCGCUGUAAA
Molecule: messenger RNA, 3560 nt
Organism: Meriones unguiculatus (Mongolian gerbil)
Lineage: Eukaryota; Metazoa; Chordata; Mammalia; Rodentia; Muridae
Exons: 2
Coding region: 2368-3477 (369 amino acids)
Source: RefSeq, a predicted model, not a curated record